Rhea pennata is the source of this 3289-nucleotide messenger RNA. RefSeq names its product polypeptide N-acetylgalactosaminyltransferase 5 (gene GALNT5). Lineage: Eukaryota; Metazoa; Chordata; Aves; Rheiformes; Rheidae. Gene Ontology annotation, molecular function: polypeptide N-acetylgalactosaminyltransferase activity. Gene Ontology annotation, biological process: protein O-linked glycosylation. Bases 149 to 2134 code for a protein of 661 amino acids. The transcript is spliced from 10 exons. Gene Ontology annotation, cellular component: Golgi apparatus. The record is from RefSeq and is a predicted model, not a curated record.
GGUGGGCGCGGGAGCCGCGCCGGGGCAGGCGGCGCCCAGCCAGGACCCUCCGGACAGGCCCCCGGGCCCGGGCGCGGUGGCUGCGGGGCUGGCGGAGCGUACCGGGCGAAACGGGACGGGGACGAGUGCGGCCCGGGCGGCCGAGGCCAUGGCCCAGCGGAGCUCGCGUCGGCCCGCCAGCCCGCCGGGCGCAGAGCACGGCGAGGGGCUGCCCGCCCGCGCAGCAGCACCAAGGGCACCCAGCAACGGCGGGGCGGCCGUGGCAGGGCAACCCGCUGCCCGUGAAAACCCCUUCGUGCGCAUCAGCAAGGAGAGGGAGAGAGCCGGCCCCCCGACGACCCCCCGUCCCAGCACCGACUUCAACGGGAACUCCACGAGGAGCCCAGAAAGGCGCCCGGAGCGGCACCGCCAGAGCAGCGAGGGCGUCCCGGUGGCGCGCACGGCAUCGGCGGUGUCCAGCAGCCUGCGGAAAGCCGAAGCCGCCCCGGCUGAAGGCCCCGGGACGGCAGGCGCUGCUGCGGCCAGGCCGGCCAAGGGUGGCAGCCGUGCGCCCCACGCCGCACGGAGCCCCGGCACCCACCGGGUUCUCGCCAUGGACGUGACACUCGCCCCCAGGGACCCCCGAGCUCCCGGCCAGUUUGGGCAUGCCGUCGCCGUCCCUGAGGAUAAACAAGAGGAAGCAAAAAGUCGAUGGAAAGAAGGAAACUUCAAUGUCUACCUCAGCGACCUCAUCCCUGUGGACCGAGCCAUCGUGGACACGCGGCCUGCCGGGUGCUCGGAGCAGCAGGUGCACAACGACCUCCCGACCACCACCAUCAUCAUGUGCUUCGUGGACGAAGUGUGGUCCACCCUCCUGCGCUCCGUCCACAGCGUCCUCAGCCGCUCUCCUCCACAUCUGAUUGAAGAAGUCAUCUUAGUGGAUGAUUGCAGUACCAAAGACUACCUCAAGGAGAAGCUUGACAAAUACAUGUCACAGUUCCCCAAAGUUAAGAUCAUUCAUCUCAAGGAAAGACACGGUUUAAUACGAGCCAGGCUGGCUGGGGCAGAGAUCGCCAAAGGCGACGUGCUGACCUUCUUGGACUCACAUGUGGAGUGCAACGUGGGGUGGCUGGAGCCGCUGCUGGAGAGGGUCCGCCUGAGCCGGACGAAGGUGGCUUGCCCUGUCAUCGAGGUGAUCAGCGACAAGGACAUGAGUUAUAUGACAGUGGAUAACUUUCAGCGUGGGAUUUUCACUUGGCCAAUGAAUUUUGGGUGGCGACAGAUUCCUCAAGAGGUCGUUGAGAAAAAUAAAAUCAAGGAAACUGAUAUAAUAAGGUGCCCGGUGAUGGCAGGUGGCUUGUUCUCCAUCGACAAGAAGUACUUUUUUGAGCUGGGAACGUACGAUCCUGGGCUGGAUGUUUGGGGAGGUGAAAAUAUGGAGAUCUCCUUCAAGGUCUGGAUGUGUGGAGGAGAAAUUGAGAUUGUUCCAUGCUCCAGAGUUGGACACAUUUUCAGGAACGACAACCCAUAUUCCUUUCCUAAGGAUCGGAUAAGCACAGUGGAGCGGAAUUUGGCUCGUGUUGCAGAGGUCUGGUUAGACGAAUACAAAGACUUAUUCUAUGGACAUGCUUAUCACUUAAUCUUGAAAAACCUGGAUGUUGGUGACCUGACGCAGCAGAUUGAACUACGGAAGAAGCUUCAAUGCAAAAGUUUCAAGUGGUACCUGGAAAACGUCUACCCAGACCUUGAUGCUCCUCUGGUUAAAGCUGAUGGGCUGCUUGUCAACGCAGCCGUGGCGAGGUGCGUCAGCGUGGAGGGCACCGCGGCGGCUCUCGAGCCUUGUGAUGUUAACGACGAGAGCCAGCGGUUCAACUACACCUGGCUGCGGCUGCUGCAGCACGGCGAGGGGUGCGUGGCGCCGGCCGGAGCGGCCGUGGGGCUGCAGCCCUGCGACCCCAGGGACCACCGCCUGAAGUGGCUGCACAUGUCGCUGGCCGCCUUCCAGCCGGAGCUGAUGGACCACGUCGUCGUGGAGCACCUUCCACAGCCGGCGUGUUUGGAAGCGGAUCCAGCUCACAAAACCCUGAGGGUAAAUGCGUGCAACUCCUCCAGUCCUUAUCAAAAGUGGCGGUUUGGAAAUUACUAUGCAGACUGAAGGGAGCACUAUCAAGCAGAAACCCUGUGGUUUCAUCUUGUGAAUCCCGCAGUGACAUCGUGAGACUCGUGACGGCAAUGACCAAACUGCAACUUCAUUUCCAAAGGAUAAUUGAAAUCCAUAGUUUAAACGCGCGUAUUGAGAGAUCAAAACAGCAAGCAACAGCACUUCCAGUUUAAUGACAUUUGAAACAGGUUUUUCACUCGCUGUGGGACACUUUGGUGAAAGUUAAAUUAAUUUUUUUCUUACUAAAUGAAACUAUUUGCUCAAGUUCCCCAUCCAACCAUAUGCAGGCCUUCGGUAGUUUUCUCUGGACAACAGCGUAAGCUAAUAGAAAUAUUUCCAGGACUCUGUAAGUGUAAACAGCAAAACUGGGCUAUUUAUCCUGCCACAGCCUAAGGAAAUGGAAGUUUAUUGACGGCCCGUUAAAAAAAAUCCAUCGCAGGUGCCCAUGCAGGGCCUGGCUGUGGGAUCCCACCCAGCUGGAGCUGUCUGAUGGUGGGUUUGCUUAGCAAUUCAUAGCUUACCAGAAAAGCCUGUUUUUUAGAAACGGAUGGGGCCGUUUCUACCCCGAACCUUCCCCAGCGCGCUCAGGGUCUGUGCGACGCCGUGGAGGCCGGUGAGCGCCUCCCCAGUCCGGACCGUACGAGCGUGCCUCGAUGCGCACGCGGACACGUGCGUGUACGUGCGUGCGCACACGUCCCCCGCGGGCCGUCGCGCCAGGCGACCGCCGUGCAACGAGCCCUCCCCUGACUCUGGCCGUGGCAGCGCGAGCGGCGCCCGGGGCCCGGCCCCAGCGCGGCACAGGCCUUCGAGCCUCACCGCCGCCGGCAGCCCAGCGAAGGACAGAUCCGACGGGGGAAUAAACUUACCUGUGACCAGAUGACGAGACCCAAGGCGUGCAACGUUAAUGUUAUCCAGAAGGGAUUUUCUCCGCUUUUCUUAUUGCAGAGUUGCUGCGUGCUUGCUUGGAGGAGCUGCUUCACCUUUGCCAGUGGCGUCGCUAUCAGGGCAGCAGUGCUUACUGCCCUGACCUGCGUUGCUGCAUCGCUGGUCGCUGCAUUGCUGCAUCGCCGCAUGGGUGCGGUGCUGCAUCACCGCUCGCCGCGGUGCCGCCCCGGCACUGCUCACUGCAUCACUGCUCGCUGCGGCGCU